Trypanosoma brucei brucei TREU927 is the source of this 897-nucleotide messenger RNA. RefSeq lists its product as hypothetical. Lineage: Eukaryota; Euglenozoa; Kinetoplastea; Trypanosomatida; Trypanosomatidae. The record is from RefSeq and is a predicted model, not a curated record. The transcript has a single exon. Bases 1 to 897 code for a protein of 298 amino acids.
AUGCUGUCAGGUGCAGAGGAACUGAUCUCUGACCUUUUCCGCCGUACUUCUACCACAUCCAACGCAGUCGAAUUUAUUCUCAGUAGCAACAGUGCGGCGUACCAUGAUGUUAUGCAGCGAAUCUGCAACAGUAACCAACCCCAAUUAGUUAAAGGUAUUCUACGCACUGCACAGUCGCUGCUUCCAACAGAACUCUUCCAAGUAUUUGGGAAGUCGGUAGUACCUGUCUUAUUGCUCUUUGCUCCUGCCGUACUACGCAGAGUUGGUGAACUUCUGGCGGCACCAAAAGAAACUCCACUUUCAACAUGCGGUGAGUGGGAUGCCUUUACUUCUUUUAUUACCGGAAUUCACUGCAAGCUGCUCGCUUCACCUGAAUGUCGCGCCACCAACGUUAGGUCCCUCCCUCCACCACCCGUAGCCGCUCGGCAUACACCAUCAUGGUCGAAAGUGUUCCAUGGCGAAGAAAAUGUGUCCGAAGGCGUGCCGCCACCUCAACCUUCUACUGACUGUGAGGUUAAUGUUACUGCGAUUGGAACCGAUAAUUACGGUUCAUUGUUGUGCACGAUUGUCUGUGGACUUUCACACCUUCUGGCUUGCGUUGCAACUCCACCGUGUGUCAUCGGUGGUCCUGGUUUGACCACAUUGUGUAACGAGGUUAUGCGGCUGCUAUCGUCGACACCGGUUUUUUGCUACGCUUCAAAAGACGCAAACCUGCAAAUUGCAUGUGUCUCCCUAUUGUUGUCUGUGCUGAAUUUGGGGAAGGCAGUGCAGGGGUGUGUGGCAUCAUCAUUCAUGCCAACUAUGCGACGGUGGUUUGAUCUGACAUUAUAUUCAGCUAACGCCGUCUGCAUCCAGUUGCUGUUUCCUUAUAUACUGCACGCGAGGGCGCAUCGUUAA